CUUAGGUUGCCGCCACCAUCGCCUUGGUGCGCGUCUAGUUACUGCCUUAGCGAGAGCGCAGCUCGUUACUGUGGCCUGAAGCCAAUGGAGGUAAUGAAUUUGUUUGGCUUAGCUUGUAGCAUCUGGGCGGCCAAGACUGCUGACAAAGGGCUGGCAGGCCGUUGUCGUUACGUUCUCGUCUGAGUUGGCUGGCUCAGUCGGGCGGACUAGCAAUCGUGGAAAGAAUUGGACAUAGAACGAGCUUUAAACAACGGCAAAACUGCACUAGCAACAGCAGUUGUGUACCGGUUAUAGCCAUUCGCCAACGACGCCGCUCAGAUCCAGAUCUUGGUCCGCCUCAGAGCUGCGACUGACAAACCGCUAUCCAAUCAAAUAGACCAUCGUAAUUGGCAUUGCUGAACUAUGAAAUGUUCGAAAGUGUUCCAUAUCGAGCCCAUAUUUGGCCGCGGUCAUCACCAGCAGCAACAGCAGUAGCCAACGUACGUUUGUAACGAGUGUUACAUUAUGUAAUUACACCUUUAAACUUCGCUACCUCAUUUAUGCUAGACAAAUACGGGUACCGUCUUUGGCCACGGUGUAGUUUGGCAGAAUUGCAUCGAACUGCCGAACUACGAGUUGUCGGUCCAUAGACCAUAUCACGCUCCACCGAUUUUCGGACCUACGAGGUAUAGACAUUACUUGAAACGAAGAUAUAGACGAAAUCGAACGAACCGAAGAAAAGGAUAAGGGUGAAGUGUGACUGUUUACUGCAUAACCAAGAUUCACCGGACCGAGCAUCCUGAUCAAACUGACCGAGAGACAAAACUGUAAAGCUGUUAGUGCCAAUAGCAGCUACGAUGGUUAAUUGAUGGAUAUUGAAUAGUCAAUCGUACAAUUUACGCAAGAGAUUUGUUUGCAUUUGUUGUGCUACUGCUCAUCAAAGCGGCUCAAAAAGGACCAUCCGCUAAUUCAUCAUAGCCGUCGUAGUUCCACUAGAAAAGAAGAAAAACUAAGCUGGAUAGAGAAAGCGAUCCGCAAAUGGUGGUUCAGAGUUUUUCCAAAGAAAUAAAAGCCAUAAAGAAUAAUGGUCGUCGGUAAAAAGAACGAGCGCCAACGCCUGUUUGGCGUCGCCGAGUGCAUCAAGUUCGCGAUGACCACUCAGCUAUUACCGGCAUCUCGUCGACACUCCUUGGAACUGACUAUAGCGCACUCCGGAGAAUCCGUACGCCAUUUUUCGGGUCGCUUUCUACCACAACCAGAAGCUGACGCAAUAGCCGCUCACUGUCCGCCGAACAUCUCCCAGACAAAUGGUGACACUAAGAAAGGGGUCAAGAUAUGUCGUUCGAAAGAACAGAACUCGACGUUCGUUAUGUCAUUGGACGCGUUGGACUCAGCAAUCGCUUCCCGGGGAGAUGAUGACAGCAACGCUGGAAGCAUAAAGUGGCGUGCCAACGUACCGUAUCGGCACAGUGGUAAAUCGGAGUUGUCGAUAGUUCAUGUCGAAAUGGAACCGUGCACUGUUGAAGAAAAAGUUCAACGUUGGACUGAUACGAUGAGCAGCAGAGCGCAGGCUCGGUCACGGCGAAUUGAACGAUCACAGCUGUUAGCCGCACAGCGACCCGCAAAUGCAGUCUGUUACCGAGAUUCAUUAGAUAGCGGGUCGCACUUGCUCAAUUUGAGCUCAUUGCCGGGGGCGCCGGCUGUCGAUCAAUUACAAUACAACACGCCUAAAGAAGGACAAACCUAUUCGCGAGCUGAGAGCAAAUCUCAACAACAACCUCAAUCGCAAACAUCUUCUUGCAGACCCGGUUCGUCCCUUAGUGGCCACGACAUUAAUGCAGACGACACAUCGACAAGCGUCUUAGCACUGAGUAGCUCCGCAUCCGAUAACGAAGAUGGAAAAACUGCCGACGAUGAUUCUCGAUUACCGUCUGAUUGUUGUUGUGAAUUCGACACUGUCGACUUAAAAAAAAUCUUUCAGCCCGCGCUGAAGGUUCGAAACGACGCUGAUUCACUGGCGGCUGACAGGCGAACUUCGAGCGGGAGUGGUUCAUGGUGUGGCACUGAGAAAGGCGCCGGGAUUGAAGAUGAAAUAGGAAAUGCUUGUGAGGAGCUUCGUUCAACAAGUUUGCCUUUUACCAACGAACAGAAAGCUCAGUCACCCGACGUACAGGAAAUUAUGCGCUUUAUGGAUGCAUUCGUUAUUAAAAUUUUAGAAGAUUAUGCUUCGGUAUCGCCGGAAGAAAAAAGCCGAUUUGGAAUGCUUGCAACAACUCCUGAAGGUCGAUCGGCAUUCGCACGUUCACUCGAUGGUCACCGGGCAGGGCGAGCCUGCUUAGCAGAAGGUGCCUUUCUCAGCCUUGCUCAAUCAACAGCUGUGAUGUUGUUUGAAAGUUGUGAGGCCGAUGACUGGCCUCCUGCUAAAGUACUUAUGAAUAUGUGCUUCACAUUCUACACGGAAGAGGAGCAAAAUGAUGGAUCCAUUCAUCGAGAGCACUUAUAUAGUCAACUGUCGUCACAGCCGAUCUGGAAAAACCAUCGUUUCUGGAACGCCGCAUUUUUUGAAGCAAUUCUGUGCGAACGAGCUAAAUUUCUUUUGCCGUCAGCUCCAAGUCCUAAUUGUAUGAAUCAGACUGGCAAAGACAGCCCUGAGAUAACUUCUCAAACGAGACAAAGACCUGAUAAGGAAUCACAGCGUCAAUGCCUCGAGAACGUUACGUUCAGUCAGUUGGCGGUGUUCACUCACAACAUGCACGCCUUAGGGCUUCCAGCCCAAAUGUGCCUUCAGUUUCUGGACAAACAGCUCGUAAUUGGAAACCUGCCUCCUGGACAGAAGCGGCUGCUUCGCGAGAACGUUGAGAACCUAUACAGACUACAGCCCAAACCAGUUUGAGCGUCCAAGUGCAAUACCGUGUAUUGACAAUAGAGCGUUACGUAUCCGCGGAGGGAAAACAAAAUGAGACGACUGAGCUUGCGGCACCGAUUAUCUUGUAAAAUGCGUGGAAAAUAGGAUCUACAGUUCAGCCGUAUACAGCAAAUACCCAAAUCAUUGCUGCUAUAAGUGCUUAUAUAUAUAUAUAUAUAUAUAUAUAUAUAUAGGCCUAAAGAUCUAGCGUCUGCAUUGGGAACAGAGAUCUUUGUAUGAUUUGAGGGCAGGCUUGUGAUUGUCUCAAUUUUUUCAUCAGCUUCUGUGGUAUGUACUCAAGCGAAAAAAAACAACAUAGUUGAGAGUGAAUUUCCUGUAAUGUGCGGAUGGUUGGAAUAUAUUAUUGGACUGUCUGCGCUGUUCCUCAGCUGACAUGAUGCGCAUUAAGUAUGCGAUCUAUCAUCUUGACCGCCUAUUGCCAUCUCUGUGGCAAGACCAUUCUUAAAAUAACAGAUACGCCGCCGACAAGAAGAUGAGUCUGAAAGCGGGUCAUACCGACGCCCUGUGUUCGAUGUCGUUUUCAAACGCGAAUACCUCUCAGUAAUAUUCGAUUACAAUACGCUACCCGUUGCUUAGAAGUGUUCAUAAAGCUGUAUCUAAAUAAAUGCAAUAGGACGGCAGAUUCUCCCUUCAUAUUAAACAGAAACAGUACAGCUAGAGCUUCCUUUGGUGGACUUUCACGCUCAGCGCUAGGAGUGUAAUUUUCAUUUAGUGGACAUCGGGUCUCAUGUCAUGGCGCUAUCCUGAUGAAACUUUAAAACUUUGAUAUCUUAAAUAUUUUGUGUCAAUCAAUGUGUGCCCAUACAGCUCUCUAAUCUUAAUGCAGUGUGAUGUAAAAAAAAAAGUCGAUUCGCUCCGGAAAACAUCUCGGUAAAUAUUCAGCUGAAGAUCUAUCGAUAUUCCUGUCACUGGCGCAACUGUACUGUGUCAUAGAAAUGGACAGGUCAUGAAAAGCCUCGUAAUUGGUGUACAACAUAACUGUUUUGCUUUAAAGCUUGUUCGGCUGUGCAACCUGGUGCCCUUAAUAGUAUUCACCCUUACUGCGUAUUAAACAUUAUCAUCGUGCACCAUGUGAAAAUUGUUUCGAUUGAUCCAUACGAAUUAUCGAUGAUGGUAAUACGUUGAUGUAUUGCGACGUGACCGCCAGAGACGCAAACAUUUUUCUCACACUGAGCAAAAAACGUUUCAACGCGCGUAUAAGUAGCGCAGCCUCUCGCUGAGGAAUAGAAUAUGAUAGACAUUGCUAAUAGUAAAAGUAUGUUACGGCUUAUUUGUUGCUAAGUGACUUAUUUGGCAAUAGUGACGCCCGCUAAAAUGUGCUUGAAAUUGAUGUACUACAAUAGAUAAUUACUAUUACAUUGAUGCGUUCAUGAUAGAACUUCGUAGACUUGACUUAUCUAGCAUUGAUUAUACAACUGAUUCCAUAUGAAUCCAUCACAAAGAAUCUUAAUUGUAAAUUACUAUAGCGAAAAUUGUCUCCUUCAACUUUGUGGUACUACUCGUAUUGACAGCAUAGUUAUGUACGCGCUUCUGAAUGUAGAUCCUGACUUAAUAUACACAUCCGUCGAACGAGAACCAAUCAUAGGACUGUUUUUUUAAUAUACUUUAAUACAAAAGGUUAACUGGAUUUGUUUUAUGGCCUAAAUAACCAAAUUACGUUAGUGAGGAGCCUUUUUUAUCUUCAUGUGAUUAAAGAAAAAAAUAAAUAAAGAAAUAAAGAAAAAAAAAGAUGUAGUAGGUUUUCGGAUCGUAUAUAAUUUCGCGUACUAUUAUAUAUUUUUAUCAAAAAAGAGCUUCAAUGAAAAGAUGAGACAUCAUGGUGUUCACGAUACAGUGCUGAAAUAGCUCCGUUUUUAUUCAAGGAAUCUAUCUCACCCCAACAAAGUCGACAACGAUGUGAACCAAUCUUAUCUGAGUGUCUUUAACGUUCUUUAAAAUAACUGAGGAACGCUUAUCCAUUAUGGUAUUCUGUAUUGGCAUUAGGUAUAAGACGAUACUUUUGCAACCUUGAAAACUUCUUUUAAUAAUGAAAAUAUUAGACCAAAUAACUAUACAGUAUCGUUUACAGGAGCUUUACGUAGGCAAAGGAAAUAGAUAAUUUAACUGUUUGUUUAUCGAUUAUUACGAACAUUUUACAAAUAAGAAUAACAACAAAUGACCUAAAAGCUGACGGCCGUUCUCGAAUGUGACUUGUCUGAAUUUAACGUGCUGCUGCCUAUAAAAAGUCCGUGCUAGAAAUCGAUUCGGCCACUGACGUACCCUCUUAUCAUGAUCCGUUAUGACUUUUUCUAUGUAUUCGUUAAAACUUAAAAAUUAAGUUGAUCGACUGAACGAUAUGAUAUUUUCUCCAGAUAAAUACUGGGGGACACGACUUUCGAAUCUUCGUAAGGUAAAAUGAAUGUAGCUUUGUAAACAGCCAUAAAACGUAGAACUUCCUACUGUACACGCAGAGCUACCGGUAGAUUGAUUAUCUAAACACCACUUCGAUUUGUUUUACUCUCAUGAAUAGGCGGAAUACACUCAUUAAGUAUCUCUCCCUUCCUUCUUUCACUCCGCCCUUUUGUUGCCAGAUACUUUACCGGGUAAUUAACUAUGUUUUUAUUAAAAGACACCCAUUAGGCAGAUUGAUCGAGUCCCAUAGCUCAUGAUAACUUAAUGACAGCGUAUACUAUCGACUUACUGGGUCUCGUGUUGAGAUCAGCCAUCAGAAGAAUACUGAAGCAGAUUACGGGACCUAAAAACUCGGUAUGCACUACGAGAAUUAAAUAAAUGGUCAAACUAGU
Messenger RNA from Varroa destructor (honeybee mite), 5688 nucleotides. RefSeq lists its product as uncharacterized. The record is from RefSeq and is a predicted model, not a curated record. NCBI's taxonomy places the organism in Eukaryota, Metazoa, Arthropoda, Arachnida, Mesostigmata, Varroidae.